GAUACAUCAACAAACAACCACCAAGAUGCGCUACAACUAUCACUCCUGAGCCGCAUUCUUCUCUCGACCCUUUUCGAGUCUUUCACUUCACAUUCUAACGUCACUCCUUUUAUUCCACCGGCCCAUAUCUGCGCAAUCUAUUUGGUCUCAAUGCCCACCGUCCUUGCCGCAACCUUCGACUCGCACUGCUGCGCAUAAACCAGCCAACCCCACUAUUCACUACUCAGCACGGCUUGCGCGGCCUCAACAGUGCUCAUACCUACCUAGGUGAAUCGUAUGCGAACGUCGUCGAACGAGCCCACGGUCGAACGAGCCCAUCACGAUAUUCAUAAGCCAUUUUCACCAUUUAUUACAUUCUCCCUCCGGAUUCCGACGAGAGUACAUGCAUUGCACAUCGCUCGACGCCUUCCCCUGAGAACAUCACCACGAAACAUCUAACGUUAGUUUGAAGGAGAGGAAUCAUGGCGUCGAAAGCCAUGUUUGGAGGCAACCAUACGGCAGGCAUAUUCUCUGAUAUGACUGUCGAUGGACCCACAAUAGGAACAUUGGUCGCUAUCAUCGACCGGGCGAAGAACUUGCCUAACCGAAGGACAAUGGGGAAACAGGAUCCCUACUGUGCUGCACGACUAGGCAAGGAGGCCAAGAAGACCACUACAGAUAAAAGAGGAGGGCAAACACCCAGGUGGGACCAAGAAAUGCGAUUCACCGUACACGAUUCCCCGGACUACCACCAGCUCAAGGUGUCCGUAUUCAAUGACGAUAAGAAGACCGAGUUGAUUGGCGAGACAUGGGUCAGUCUUGAUGGGGUUUUGACACAGGGCGGCGGUCAGAGUGACUCCUGGCAUGGUCUUAAUUGCAAGGGCAAAUAUGCAGGCGAGAUCCGCAUCGAACUCACCUUCUACGACACCCGUCCUAAAGCGGAGAAGCCCGUAGUCGAGAGAAGGAGAGAGAGCACACGUCCAGACGGACCGAGUCCUGCAGUCGGUGGACCUCGAGACAGGGAACACACGCCCGUCAAACGAAGACCUUUACCCUCGGACCCGACCGCUGCAUCGCCGUCUCCAGUCAACACGCCAGAGCACCGCGGUCUUUCAAGUCAACAGAGCGGACCUCGCCCUAUGCAACCUCGACAGGCUGAGCACACACCCACACAUCAACGGCGAAGCCAUCAUCAUGACAGUCAGCCUCAGCGGCGGCCAGUUCCAGAUGCAUCGCCCUUGGCAGGUGGUGCACCGAUGUCGAGUCACAACACCCCUCAGCAUCGAAUUACACCUACGGCCCAGCAGCCUGCGUCUAGUUCAAAUACGCCACAAUAUUCACAGGAAGGGUUCGAUAUGUCGUAUACUGCACCGAAGCCAUACGAAGUCCAACCAAUUGAGCCAGCGCCUCAUAACCCUCAGUCAUUCGAGAACCGGCCUUCGUCGCAUCACGACCUGCGCUCCUCUCGUGGCUUCUCCCGAAGUCAAGUGGAAUUACCACAUUCCCACUCGGCCCCCAUCGUGCCUACACAGCAUGCCUACGAGCCAGUGUACGAACCUACCUACGAAAAUACUUAUGAACCUGAACCUUCUCCUCCAGCGGGCCAAUUCUCGAAUUCCUAUAGCGAGCGAUCCCCUCUUCACGAACAACGCUACAUUGAAGAUUCGAUGCAAAUGCAGACCACGCGUCAGGAUCCAUCUUUCCAAGUGCAGCCCCUCAGGACAAGUCGAAGUCAUGAUCUUAGUUCAUCUUACGAUCUUCAGCAGCCAUCUAAUGAUUACGACGACCAUCACAACACGUAUGAUCCCUAUUCUGGACACGGUCGAUCCCUCAACAUGAUGCAGCCCACUGUCCAGGACGAAGACGAAGUUCCUCCGCCACCCCCAGUGCACAGGAGUAAUGCAGCUACAGUGCCGCAGCCGGCUUCCCCACCCGCUUACCACAACGAUGCCCCUGCACCACUCAACAUCAACCGGUACCGUGAAGAAGCACCGCAGCAAUCAUAUGAAUCACAGCAAUCAUACGAAUCAUAUGAUUCUCCUGCCCAGCCAUAUGAAGCGAAUGAGUAUGCCCUCGUCCCGCACUCAGACCGUCGCUACACGCAUCCAAGACCCGUAGCUCAACCCGUGAGUCGUCCGGUCUCGCGCGAUGCAAUGGUUCCGUCUCCUCUCCGUCAAGAAACCUCUGCACUCCCUUCUAGCUUGGUCCCCGGCUAUGACUCUACUCGUGACGAUAGUCAAGCUCUCGUAUGGACGGGUAACAGCGAGUCGAGAGCUUACCAGCAGCAACAGUUGCCGGCGUACGAGACUCCACCAAGGCUACGACAAUACUCAGAGCCAGACUAUCGCACACCUCCGCAGUACGAGACUCCAUCACGUCCUCAAGGUUUAGAGCAUCAUCACUCAAUGGCGUCCACCGAUGCGCUGGAGUACUAUCCCCACCCCCCACCACAGGAACCACGCCAUACUUCGCCAGUACACGACCCUCCUCCGCUUAUCAAGCCAAGGGCUGUGAGCCCUGGCGAUACCCGUGGCUAUGCGGAUAGUCGAACUUCUAGAGCUCCCGCGCGUAGUAUGCCAACGCGUAAAUCUGUCUCGCCACGUCCACCACCAACCACGACUGAUUCUGGAGAGCGAAGACUCUCGGGCGUACCAUUCAACCCAGACAGCUUCGACAUACUCAACCCAGCCGCUGCCAAGACGAGUCCCGCGCCUAAUUCGAGCGGCGGAGUGAAUCGGCGAGGCAGCAACAUCGAUAUCAAUGAGAAGGGCCAAGUAGUGACCUUCAGUGGACGUGUGAUUGAUGCAUCGGAUCAUUUGCCUCUCGACAGUUGGGCACCAGAACCCGAGCCUAAGGGGCCGCAAAAGGAAAGGCCAUCAAGGGACCGACCGACGCUGAACGGGGCGCGAGAUAUUGAGGGAGCAAUGAUGCGAGAGCGCGACUAUCGAAGAGACCGUGUUGAAAGGGAACGAAUCAGGAAUGCUGUCAAUGAUGCUGCCGCGAGCGAAACGCCUGCCAUUAGCAAUGCGCUGACGACCUACCGAGGGCACUCCUACAGCAACAGCAACAGCAAUAAUCAUACCCCGACACACUCAAACGCGCUCGUCCUCUCCGACCACAGCUCGACCCCACCCGGCUCAGGCGGACGAAACAGACUGCAAAAACGCAGUCCCCGACCCGUAUCCAACUACGGCCCGAUGGACUCGUCGCCCUCCAACAUCCCCAUGCCGAGCUCCCACGUCCUGCGCGAGCGGGAGAACCCACGCGGCUACGGCAGCAGCCCCAACUACGGCGGAGGCAACAGGCACUCGAUCGCGGCGCCCCCCAUCCCCGCAAAGAUACCCCUGGACGGAGGCAUGCAGAACGAAGACAUGAGCGCCCUGAGCCUCGAACUACAAUCCAUCGACAUCGGACCUGGCAGCGGCGGACGAUCACGUGGCAACGCCGCCAGGCCAAGGUACGCAGGGUAUUAACGAGAUGAUUUUUCUUUGUUCCUUUCUUCCCAUCUUUCUUUCUUUCUUUCAGGAAAUACGUUCUUAAAAGACGCCCGAUUUUAUGCCAUAGGGACAUGGGUGGAUAUCCGGGGCGCAAUUGUAUGAAUACACGGAUGGACGGCACCGGUUUCGGAAAUCGGUACGGAUUGGAUGGUUAAAGGAUGGCGUUUUGAGCUGCUACUGGGAGGCAACCAACGCCCUUACAACAAUGAUUCAGUGAGGUGUGGCAUUAGGGUAACUUUACAUCAACAUUACAUCAAAGUAUGUUUUUCUGCACGGCGGCGACCUGCAACAACAACAACACGCACACCCACACCCACACCCACCGAGAUAGAGAGAGAGCAAUCCAACUCAAUG
This is a messenger RNA of Aaosphaeria arxii CBS 175.79, 3830 nucleotides long. RefSeq lists its product as uncharacterized. NCBI's taxonomy places the organism in Eukaryota, Fungi, Ascomycota, Dothideomycetes, Pleosporales. Bases 462 to 3452 code for a protein of 996 amino acids. The transcript has 2 exons. The record is from RefSeq and is a predicted model, not a curated record.